Molecule: messenger RNA, 4786 nt
Organism: Anopheles coustani
Lineage: Eukaryota; Metazoa; Arthropoda; Insecta; Diptera; Culicidae
Gene: Cap-G
Product: condensin complex subunit 3
Exons: 3
Coding region: 51-4514 (1487 amino acids)
Biological process (GO): mitotic chromosome condensation
Cellular component (GO): condensed chromosome; cytoplasm; condensin complex
Source: RefSeq, a predicted model, not a curated record
UCAUCAUAAAAACUGUUCAAAAGUGAGAAACAUUUGUGCAAAACAUAGAAAUGGCACCGCGCAAGCGAAAAGUGGUGGUAGCUGCACCCGUUCCUUCGCCGGAAAAGGUGAAAUUUUCCACGGCCGUUAUGCAGACGAUGCUAAAUGCGCAAGCAAAAGAAACGACGCACCCCAAGCUGAUCAACCAGCUUAAGCGACUGUACACGUCCGUGCCGCACGAUUCGUUCAUGAAAUCCUUCCUCCAGGUCAUCAAACGACAGAUGCAACACGAAGAAACAAACGAGUAUGCGAACAACGUGCUAAAGUUCUGUGCCAAGUUCGUCGCCGAGCCCGAGUACAGCGAGCAGUCGGUAACGCACCCGGUGAUGGAAUCGAUCUUCAACUGGUUGCUCAGCACCAUCAGCGGCGCUCCGUUGGUACGGUUUCGCAUUUGCCAACUGGUGAACCUGAUCUUGAACGCGCUGGGAUCCGAUGCCACCCUGGACGACACGAUUUGUGACAAAAUUUUGCGCUACAUGCUCGAACGGAUGCGAGACGUAUCGCAGCAGGUGCGCGUGCAGGCCGUGCUGGCUCUCCAGCGGCUGCAGGAUCCGAGCAGUCCGGAGGAUACCGUCGUUCGCGCGUACACCUACCAUCUCGACAAGGACCCGUCGGCCAAGGUGCGCCAAACGAUCAUUACUUGCCUGGGGCGCAACUAUCGCUCGAUUCCGAACAUCCUCGAGCGGCUGUGGGACGUGGAUGACCGCGUCCGGCGCCACACAUACAUGCAGAUGAGUAGCUUCCCAGUUCGCCAGUAUAAGGUGGCGCAGCGGCUCAAGUUCCUCGAGCAGGGCCUCAGUGAUCAUUCGGAGAGCGUACGCAAGGUGGUGCGGAAUGUAAUGAUACCGCAAUGGGUCGAAUCGUAUCAGCGCGACUGUGUGGCGUUUGUCGAGGCCCUUAAGCUCGAUGCCGAUGAGCAGGAAAUGGAUCGCUUUCGUAAAACAUCGAAAAUGGCUCUUAGCGAAAUCUUCAGCAAAAACGGCGUGAAGGAAAUGACGGAGAUAUUGCAGUUUAGCGAAGAAAACAGGACCGUCGCCCUGGAUCAGUUGACCAUUGAGCGCGCCAUUUGCUGGCAGGCAAUGUUGGAACACAUCCAAAAGACUAAGCCAGACGAGCUGGAAGAUUACAUGCCAGAGUUGAGCAAAUUUUGCGAGUACCUCAAACUGUUAGUUGAAAAUCCCGGCAUGGCCGCGUUCGUAAAGUGCACAAACAGCAAUACGACGAACAUCAGCAACCAAACGUCCCCGGGCCAGCCGGACGGGAUGGACAAACUGCAACAACUUUACUACCAGUACAUCCUGUUGACGCUGCUGGAGAUUGUCACAAUGUACGACUUUGGCGACGUGUUUGGGUGUGACAGCUUGAAGCUUGUGCUGUCCGGUAUCCUGUGUAGCGAGACGCUCAACGAGAUGAACGUAAAGAGCAUAAUGCAAACGUUCGAAAAGCUGCUGCCGGACGUUGAGACACGGUUGAAGUUUUUCGUCGACCUUGUUAACUCCAUACUCGAGCCAUCUCGCCAGGACGUCUCAAAUAGUUCGCGCGUUCUCGUCGAAUCCUAUCUCGAGCAGCACCCGGAGCAGACGGCGCUGAAGAUGAAAAUUUCAUCUUUGCGCCUGAAGAUACUCGACCUGAAAGAGCAGGAAACGCUGCUUGUACAGAAGAAGGACUAUGCCGGCGCGCAGUGCGUCUCGGAAAAGCUGAACCAGUGCAACGAAGAGUACGCCAACCUGGUGAAGCCUUUGCUGCAAGAGAUGACGACGUCCAUCUCGAACACGACGGGUGAAUCCAGUUCGACGCUGGUGUUUCGUGACUCGAUAUUAAAGCCCAAACGGAUGACACAAGCGACGAUCAUCAAGUGUCUGCAGGUGUGUUUCUACCUCGUCAACAGUACGACGGUGCGCGGACUCGACCCAACCGUUUGCGAUCUGUACAAGUCGUUUAUCAGCCGGUACGUGCAAUCGGCCCAGUUGCACACCCGAAACUGGGCCCUUCGGGCGUCCACCGCGUUCAGUAUGCUGUACGAUGGGCUGAGCAAAGAUACGUUUCAAUUGCUGUACCAGCAGUUCCUGGAUACGGCAUCGACGCGCCUCUGGAAGACGGCGAUCGAGGGCGUGUUCGAGCUGCUCGAUCGGUACGGGUUCGAGCACUUCGAUCUCGACAAGGACGAUACCGCGAAGGACGACUCGUCACGCACGAACAAGAGCUCGCGCCAGCUGUUCAACCGGCACAGCGUCGGCUAUCCGGACGAUCUGUCGUCCUCCACCACGUGCAACGGUAAUGAAUUUUACAAAAUGUCCAUCCACUUCAUGGAUACCUGUGACGACAACGUGAUCUGCUCGACCAUCAUCGAAGGCUUCUGCCGGUUGAUCCUGCACGGCCACUGUACCUCGCCGGACAUCGUGUCCAAGCUGCUGUUGCGCUUCUUCAAUCCAACCACCGAUCCGGAAACGCAGCAAGUGCUCGGAAUCUUCUUCGAAGCGAUGAUAAGGAAAAAGCGUCAGGAGCUGCUGCAGAAGGCACUGCUGCGGACGCUCUUUGCCGUGCUGGAGGCCCCGAACGAGAGCCCACUGGCCGAGGUGCACCCGGAGACGGUGGUAAAGUUCGUGAUCAACUCGACGCAGCCAAUUUUUUGCAGUCCGGGCGUCAAUCCGCACAAUGCCAUCGCGGUUACCUUCCUGCGCGUCGUGCAUGACAAUCUGACGCUCAAGGAUCUGCUGCGAAUACUCAGUAAUCAGCUGCUCGUGCUCGACAUUACGGAAGAUCCGGCACUGCGCGGUGACCUCGCGAGUGCGGUCAAUGGUAUACUGCAGGAGUCGAAUCUCGACCCGAAAAUUGUGAAAAAACUAUCCACCUUCCGCGAGAUGAUGUUGGGCAAAAUCCGCGAGCCACUUUCGUUUUCUUCCUCGCGCGCUCCAACGACGCUGACGACGAGUGCGACCGAACUCGGUGAAGAGGCCAUCGAAUCGCCAUCGACUGAAAAGGAACCGAGGGAAGCUGAGCAAGACGAUGACGAUGAUGAGCUGCGGGAGGAAGAGGAGGAAGAGGACGAAGACGUAGAAGUGGAUAGAUCAAGCGAUCGUCCGAAGAUCAACAAAUCCAUCCUCCAGGAGGAUUCCGACGCGGAUCUGCUAGCUUCGCCUAUGAAAGCGGCCGAUGUUCCAAACACCCCAUCAUCACCCGUUCCGAUGACGACCCCUCCCCAGUUAGAACGUUCGGAAAGUUCGAUGAAGUCUUUGCGUCGCUCGCUAUGCUUUGGUUCCUGUCCACCACCAAAGGGACCUCCGAAAACGAGCACCAUCCCCGCUCCUUCAUCGGAAGGAACGUUCAAGGUGCCCGAUGCGCCUGCGUUGCGCAAGAUCCGUGGCCGAACAAAGGAACCGUCCACAAGCAGUGCAAUGAAAGACCGGACAAUGCAACAAGCACAGAAAGAGAAAGACAGGGAGCAGGUGGAAGAAUUUGAGAUUCCUGCUACACAGGAAGCUGAGGACGAUCACUCCAGCGGGAACUCCCAUGAAACGGACAGUGACAGCGAGAUUCCAGAAACGCAGUCCACUCCGUUAACGACCGGUCGGAAAAAAAGUAUCACGGGUCGGACAAGUGCGCGCCGUAACGCAUCGGCCGCCGGCAAAAGAUCGGAUUCGACCAGCAGUAGUUCCACGAGCGAAUCAACGUCGGAUGGGGAGGUCGUUAAUGGGUCGCCGAACGUAACGGUAAGCCGAAUAGAUCGUUCCGCGCGUCCGUUGAACAAGGUGGCGGCCAAAACGUUGUACGAGCGGAGUAUCGCGACACCUGGAACGAUGCCGCGCAUCACUCGCCACGUCAGCCGACAGCAAACGAUCAACGGUAAGGUGAUGACGCGCAAGUCACUCUCGGCAUUCGGUGCUGCAUCGCCAAAGCUGCCCGCCAGCGAAGGUGAACGCAAAUCACGUGCGAGACAAUCCAACGCCAAAACACCCUCCCACCAAACGGCCAAAAAGCCGACGAAAACGGCCGAAAAGGUGUCUACGCCAGAUCGUCCCAGCCGAGCCUCGACUUCUCGACGCUCGAAAAAUGUGGACGAACAGUCACCGUCACCGUCGGCUUCCGCUUCCAAAACACAUUCGACCACGACGAACGUCCCGUCGGGAACACCGUCUUCGAGUCUCCCAAAAACGCCCACCCGAACGUCGGCAAGAGGGGGGAACGUCGGCUCUAACGUAGCUCAGCCAGCAGCCGUAUCUUCUCCCGGGAAGCGAUUCCGUGACCGUAAGCCACCGGCAACCGAUGCCAACAGCAGCACCGACAGUGGGACGUCCACGUCGAGCCCGAUUAGGUUGAAGCGAGCUGCGGUCGUACUGACACCGCUCAGUGUCGCCAGCCAUCGCCAUUCGAAACACCGGGAAGGUAUCACCGGCGCUAUAACCAGCACCAGUACGCCAAUCCAGACCACUUCACCCCGCAGCAGACCGAGCCGGAAGUCUGUGUCGCGGAAGUAAUGGCUAUCUGAAUUUUUGUACUAUCAAUUUUAUCUACUUACUUUCGUAUAAAUGAUUUUUUUAAGAAUAAUAUGUAGUUGUGCAACAAAAGGUAAAUGAAUAAAAUACAUUUUUACUACGAAAGAUCGUCGACCGUAUCAUUAAGCAAUUUUAGUUGUAACUCAACUGUUUGUAACUGGGGAAAUCAUUGUACAAAAUAAUCAGAAUAAACAUGGUAGGCGCUUCCUUUUUCUUCGGAUGCGCACACUUUAUGCCGCAGGGCCGCGAUCUAA